Schizosaccharomyces japonicus yFS275 is the source of this 522-nucleotide messenger RNA. Its product is annotated as meiotic recombination protein Rec25. Bases 28 to 507 code for a protein of 159 amino acids. NCBI's taxonomy places the organism in Eukaryota, Fungi, Ascomycota, Schizosaccharomycetes, Schizosaccharomycetales, Schizosaccharomycetaceae. The record is from RefSeq and is a predicted model, not a curated record. The transcript has a single exon.
CUCAAAUCCUCUCUCUUCGUAGUAAAAAUGGCACGUAAAUCAGUUAGUUCAAGCUCUUCUGCUUCUGCUUCAGGCAUUCGUAAGCAGUUUGCCAAGUUUGUGCAAAAACGUGAAGAAGCAGCCUUCGAACAGUCAAAAGAAUGGGCUAAACGACUCUCCGAUUCCUCCAAUGCAGUUCAACAACUUCAGAAAAAUAUACAAGCUGUUAUGAACGCGCCUAAGAAUGGGUUUGAAGAGUCUGAUACGGAAGAAUCAUGUGCUGAGUUUCUUCAUUCGGUAAAAGACACCAUCAACACAUGCUCGAUUGCACUUCAACGCGUGACUCAGGCCCUACAGUUAAUUGAGAAGGAGAACGGAUCUGAUUUGAUGAACACCCUGUCAGAUUUGUCAACACAGACGCAAAAAGCGCAAUUGUAUCUGGAAUAUACUAUUCCACUCGCGCAUCGCCAACUCAUCCAGGGACUCUCUCUCUCGCUUCAGUCGGAAGAUAAACAUGAGACGUAUUAAACGAGUGCAUCACUG